UCGGUCGCUCAGCGCUAUGGGUUCAGAACUGGUCUCCAGGAAGGCCAUCAGUGGAAAGCCCAGCCUGGACCCCAUGAGCAACAGGAAGAAGAUGCAAUUGCUGCUGGUCCUGUUGGGGGUCCUCCUGGGAGCACCCUGGACUCCAGCUUUGUCCUUUGAGACCUCUGAGGAAAUGGAGUUGGAGCCCUGCCUGGCCCCCAGCCCGGAGCAGCCAGAACAGGAGCUGACGGUGGUCCUUGGGCAGCCUGUGCAGUUAUGCUGUGGGAAGGCUGAGCGUGGUGGCCACUGGUACAAAGAGGGCAGUCGCCUGGCACCUGCUGGCCGGGUACGAGGCUGGAGGGGCCGCUUGGAGAUCGCCAGCUUCCUACCCGAGGAUGUUGGGCACUACCUCUGCCUAGCACGAGGCUCCAUGUUUGUCCUGCACAAUGUCACCUUGGUUAUGGAUGACUCCUCGACCUCCAGCAAUGGUGAUGAGGAACACAAUGGCCCUUCAACUAGGCAUGUUUACCCACAGCAUGCACCCUACUGGACACACCCCCAGCGCAUGGAGAAGAAACUGCAUGCAGUGCCUGCUGGGAACACCGUCAAGUUCCGCUGUCCAGCGGCAGGAAACCCCACGCCCACCAUCCGCUGGCUCAAAGAUGGACAGGACUUUCAUGGGGAGCAUCGCAUUGGAGGCGUUCGGCUGCGCCAUCAGCACUGGAGCCUGGUGAUGGAAAGCGUGGUGCCCUCAGAUCGUGGCACAUACACCUGCCUUGUGGAGAAUCCGGUGGGCAGCAUCCGCUACAGCUAUCUGCUGGACGUGCUGGAGCGGUCCCCGCACCGGCCCAUCCUGCAGGCAGGGCUCCCGGCCAAUACCACAGCGGUAGUGGGCAGUGACGUGGAGCUGCUAUGCAAGGUGUACAGUGACGCCCAGCCUCACAUCCAGUGGCUGAAGCACAUUGUCAUCAACGGCAGCAACUUCGGUGCCGACGGCUUCCCUUAUGUGCAAGUCUUAAAGACAACAGACAUCAAUAGCUCAGAGGUGGAGGUCCUAUAUCUUCGUAACGUGUCGGCCGAGGACGCAGGCGAGUACACCUGUCUGGCAGGCAACUCCAUUGGCCUCUCCUACCAGUCGGCCUGGCUCACUGUGCUGCCAGAGGAGGACCUCACAUGGACAGCAACAGCGCCCGAUGCCAGGUACACAGACAUCAUCCUGUACGCGUCGGGCUCUCUGGUGUUAGUGGUGCUCCUGCUGCUGGCCGGCCUGUAUCGCCGACAGGUGCUGCACGGUCGGCACUCCCGGCAGCCCGCCACGGUGCAGAAGCUGUCCCGCUUCCCUCUGGCCCGACAGUUCUCCCUGGAGUCAGGCUCCUCAGCCAAGUCAAGCUUGUCCCUGGUGCGGGGCGUCCGUCUUUCCUCCAGCGGCCCCCCCUUGCUUGCUGGCCUCGUGAGCCUAGACCUCCCGCUGGACCCGCAGUGGGAGUUCCCCCGGGACAGGCUGGUGCUUGGGAAGCCCCUGGGCGAGGGCUGCUUUGGGCAGGUGGUGCGUGCAGAGGCCUUAGGCAUGGACCCGGCCCAGCCUGACCAAGCCAGCACCGUGGCCGUCAAGAUGCUCAAGGACAACGCCUCUGACAAGGACUUGGCAGAUCUGGUCUCUGAGAUGGAAGUGAUGAAGCUGAUCGGUCAACACAAAAAUAUUAUUAACCUGCUGGGUGUCUGCACCCAAGAAGGCCCCCUGUACGUGAUUGUGGAGUGUGCUGCCAAGGGAAACCUGCGGGAGUUCCUGCGGGCCCGGCGCCCCCCGGGCCCCGACCUCAGCCCCGAUGGGCCUCGGAGCAGUGAGGGGCCGCUCUCCUUCCCUGCCCUGGUCUCCUGUGCCUACCAGGUGGCCCGAGGCAUGCAGUACCUGGAGUCUCGAAAGUGCAUCCACCGAGACCUGGCUGCCCGUAACGUGCUGGUGACAGAGGACAAUGUGAUGAAGAUCGCUGACUUUGGACUGGCCCGAGGCGUCCACCACAUUGACUACUACAAGAAAACCAGCAACGGCCGCCUGCCUGUCAAGUGGAUGGCACCGGAGGCCUUGUUUGACCGAGUCUACACACACCAGAGUGAUGUGUGGUCAUUCGGGAUCCUGUUGUGGGAGAUCUUCACCCUUGGGGGCUCCCCAUACCCUGGCAUCCCCGUGGAGGAACUGUUCUCACUGCUGCGGGAGGGGCAUCGGAUGGACCGGCCCCCGAACUGCCCUCCAGAGCUGUAUGGGCUGAUGCGUGAGUGCUGGCAUGCGGCGCCCUCUCAGAGGCCCACUUUCAAGCAGCUGGUGGAGGCACUGGACAAGGUCCUGCUGGCCAUCUCUGAGGAGCACUGUUCCCCGCAGUACCUGGACCUCCGCCUGACCUUUGGACCCUACUCCCCAGCCGGUGGGGACGCCAGCAGCACCUGCUCCUCCAGUGACUCUGUCUUCAGCCAUGACCCCCUGCCCCUGGGGCCCAGUUCCUUCCCCUGUCCUGGGGUGCAGACUUGAGCAGGAGCAGGAGGUUGUGCAGGCAGGACAUCCAGCAGCCCUGGGCCUCCUGGCUCUGUUGCAGCCUGGUGGUGCUUGAUCUUGGCAGCCCCAGUCCAACUUCAGGGUCCUGUCCAAGGUCUCUGGUGUUGCUUUGGGGAGGUCUGUCCUUGAUCCUGGGGUCCCUAGUUGAGGCUUUCGGCUCUGGCCUUGGGUUCCCAACUCAGAGUUCAACCCUAGUCUCAAGGCCCAGCCCUUGCCCUGGGAGUCAUGGCCCGAGCCUGAAACAUAGGGCUCUAUUCUAAUAGCCUGAAUAGAGGGCUCUGCUUGGCAUCUGGGCCUUGACACUUGAGCCUGAUUUCAGGGGUUUGGCUGA
Messenger RNA from Myotis davidii, 2858 nucleotides. RefSeq names its product fibroblast growth factor receptor 4 (gene FGFR4). The transcript is spliced from 18 exons. Gene Ontology annotation, biological process: positive regulation of ERK1 and ERK2 cascade; multicellular organism development; positive regulation of kinase activity. Gene Ontology annotation, molecular function: ATP binding; fibroblast growth factor receptor activity; fibroblast growth factor binding. Lineage: Eukaryota; Metazoa; Chordata; Mammalia; Chiroptera; Vespertilionidae. Bases 17 to 2503 code for a protein of 828 amino acids. Gene Ontology annotation, cellular component: membrane; signaling receptor complex. The record is from RefSeq and is a predicted model, not a curated record.